Metarhizium acridum CQMa 102 is the source of this 2097-nucleotide messenger RNA. RefSeq lists its product as uncharacterized. Gene Ontology annotation, biological process: amino acid transmembrane transport. The record is from RefSeq and is a predicted model, not a curated record. NCBI's taxonomy places the organism in Eukaryota, Fungi, Ascomycota, Sordariomycetes, Hypocreales, Clavicipitaceae. Gene Ontology annotation, cellular component: vacuolar membrane. Gene Ontology annotation, molecular function: L-tyrosine transmembrane transporter activity.
AUGUCUUUACCUAAGGACACUCCCAAUCUGGACCCGGGGCUGUCAUCGCCGUUUCCUGGCCAGCCUCGGUCCUUCUCUUCUUCUCUUCCUCGAGAGGAGCUGACUGCUCGUCUUGCUGAGCCCGUUCUCCCAACGCCGCCACCUGUUCGAGGAGCUUCCCCCGUUCCCGGAGGUGAUGCAGUAACAGCGGCCGAAGCUCCAUUCACCGGGGGAAGCUCUACUCAAGGCCCCGGCGUUUCUGCCUUGGCCGCCGCUCUUUCAAACUCUCUGGGACAGUCACCACCCCGUCACGGUACGCCUGCGGCUCGAAUCAACUCUCCUCCUCCGCAAUCACAAUCUCCCACCUUUCCCGCUCGAGCAGACACGCCUACGCAGUAUGGCUCCUUUGAAUCAAGGUCCCGCUUCGGUCCCGGUUCCACCACUGGUCCAUAUGAAGACCAUGAAAUCAUAAAGCGACACUUGGUGCAGCCUAGUGAUGCCGAGAACCCUACCUCAGGAGAGUCGUCUCCUAUGGGAACAAUCAAGGGCAAGCAACCCACAGACGUUGGGGUGGCCAAGGUCAAUGAAGAAGAAUUCUCCAGUUUACAGCUACAGGGUGGUGACGUUACCCGCGGUAUUUACAAGUGGACGGAGCAGGCAGAAGCAAAAAGCAAGCUCAAUCGCAGCAAAAGUUACGACCAUGUACGACCUGAACCCGAGGAGGAAGUCACGGAUAUUAGCGCUAUCAAGGUUCCUGGCGGAUUCAGACGUGAUCACCUACGAAGGCGAGCUUUCAGUCCGAGCGGACAACAUGCCGAGCUGGGUAGCAGUGGAGUCGGCUCUCCCGGAACGCUUGACCAACCUAGGCUGUUCACGUCGAGUUUCCUCGAAUUCCUGUCUAUUUACGGCCACUUUGCUGGUGAGGAACUUGAGGAAGAUGAUGAGAACUUGGGACCAAACGAGAUUUGGGACUCUGGAGAAGAUCGCGGCAGCGGAGAUGAGGAACCGACCGAAGACAGCGCUCUAUUGGGCAAGAAGAAGCGGAAGAGAAAAGCCCGCGGUGGCAGCGGCAAAAACAGUCCCAUGAAUGCCGCAUUGCUGUUACUAAAGUCUUUUGUCGGCACAGGUGUCCUGUUUCUGCCUCGAGCUUACCUCAACGGCGGAAUGCUCUUCAGUAAUCUUGUAUUGUUGUUUGUGAGCAUUCUUAGCUACUAUUGUUUUGUUCUCUUGGUGACGACACGGCUCAACGUCGAAGGCUCGUUUGGCGACAUGGGCGGCAUACUGUACGGCAAGUGGAUGCGCGGUCUGAUUUUGGGCUCCAUUGUCAUCAGCCAGAUAGGUUUCGUGGCCGCUUAUACUGUUUUUACUGCCCAGAACCUGCAGGCUUUUAUCCAUGCGGUAUCCGACUGCAAGGCGUCAAUCACCAUCCCGUUGCUUAUUCUCACGCAGACGGCCAUAUUCCUUCCUUUCUCUCUUCUACGUGACAUCGGAAAGCUGGGGUUCACGGCUCUCAUCGCUGAUGCCUUCAUCAUGGUUGGUUUGGCGUACCUCUUUUACUACGACGUCAUUACCCUCAACGCAAAUGGUCUGGCAGACAUCAUCAUGUUUAACCAAAAAGACUGGACCCUGUUUAUUGGAACCGCCAUAUUUACUUUUGAGGGCAUCGGUCUUAUCAUUCCUAUCCAGGAAUCGAUGAAGCAUCCCACAAAGUUUCCUCGCGUCCUCUUCCUCGUCAUGAUUAUCAUUACAGUUCUUUUCACGGUCAUGGGGGCUGUUUCAUAUGCCGCGUAUGGAUCCAAGACCGAAACCGUUGUUCUGCUCAACCUACCACAGGACGACAAGUUUGUCAAUGGAGUACAGUUGCUGUACUCUUGUGCCAUUCUGCUCUCAACGCCACUGCAGAUCUUCCCUGCUAUUCGUAUCAUCGAGACGGAGCUGUUCACCCGUAGCGGCAAGUACAAUCCUUGGAUCAAGUGGAAGAAGAAUGUGUUCCGAUUUUUCAUGGUGAUGCUCUGCUCUGCAAUUGCCUGGGGAGGUGCUAACCACCUCGACAAGUUUGUCGCCCUCGUUGGCAACUUUGCCUGUAUUCCGCUGGUAUACAUUUAUCCUGUGAGUUAA